AUGGCAGACUUAUUCGACAGACUGGAUGGUGCGACGAUGUUCACCAAGAUAGACCUAAAGAUAGGUUAUUGGAAAGUUCAGAUUGAAGAGGGUGAUGAAUACAAGACGACCUGUGUGAUAAGAUAUGGGUCGUACGACUUCCUGGUUAUGCCGUUCGGCUUAACUAAUGCCCCAACCACAUUUUGCACCCUGAUGAACCAAAUCUUCCAAGAGUACAUUGACGAAUUCGUGGUAGUCUACUUCGAUGACAUUGUGUUAUAUAGCCAAACACUAGAAGAACACAUGGAGCACUUACAGAAGGAAGACACGGAGGAUCCUUCACGGAGCCAGCUUAAAAUACCCAGUAUUCGAGACCCCAAUUCAACUGAGAAAAGGCGUGUUGAUGUUAUCCUUGAUGAUCGAGUGAUUCACGCCUAA
Nicotiana tabacum (common tobacco) is the source of this 417-nucleotide messenger RNA. Lineage: Eukaryota; Viridiplantae; Streptophyta; Magnoliopsida; Solanales; Solanaceae. The record is from RefSeq and is a predicted model, not a curated record.